Messenger RNA from Phyllotreta striolata, 3291 nucleotides. NCBI's taxonomy places the organism in Eukaryota, Metazoa, Arthropoda, Insecta, Coleoptera, Chrysomelidae. The record is from the annotation of a GenBank genome assembly.
GCGCGCCAACACGUUGUCGCCGAAAUCGCCUCAAUCGCCUUCAAAAUACAGUUUUUCCACCGUACGUUUGUGGUACCGUCUUCGUACUAGUUUCUAGUGUGUACUGUGAAAAUCCGAAGGAAAUCCGACGACGCGAACCGGUCCAAAUCGACGGUUUUAUCGCGGAAUAUUUUAACAUACAAUUUAUAUCUAUAUGUAGGCGAUGCGGCGUUGCCGGUUCAUCUAAAGCCACGUUGCCGGUUUCGAGGUGGCUUUUAACACAUUGUGUUAUGGAGCGAGUGCUUGUGACAGUCGAAUGCGCAAGCUAAAGGCAGUUUUACGAAUUAGUGUAAGAAGGUGACGGACGUCGCGAUGGAUAGCAAGUGCAAAAAAAUACUUCUCAAGGAUCUGAACAGUGUUAUAACUUGCAAAUUAUGCCAGGGUUAUUUCAUAGACGCUACAGCUUUAACUGAAUGUCUCCACGUGUUUUGUAGAGCUUGUAUCCUUCGACAUUUCGAAAAUAGCAAGACUGAUUGUCCGAUCUGCAACACUGUUUAUAAGAAAAAAACCCCGGCAUGUUUCAAGGCGGACCCACAGAUCCAAUCCUUGGUGUACAAAGUAGUGCCGUCGUUGUUCGCAAGAGAAUCCCAACGCAGGGAUGACUUCUACAGGAGCACCGGCGUCAGGGCGUCGAGUUCCUGCAGCGACGACAGCGUCAUCGAAAGGGAGCGCGACCUGAUCAAUGACCAAGAGGAAACGAUCUCGAAUUUUUUCGGCGACAAGACCCGGUUCAUCAACACCGAGGAUUUAAUAUCUCUAUCGUUGGAGUACUAUCAAGCGGAUUUGGACGAGACGGGAGAGGAGAAGAAAUCGAAUAAUCGCGAAAAUAACAAUAGGAAAUUGUCGUACAUAAACGAUACGGACGAAGUGGUUGGUGCGAAGAUUACGAACGACGGUGAUUGUAACAAAAACGGUGAUAAAGACGUAACGAACGAUGAAAACGGUAAAAAUUGUGAUAAACGGUUCCUGCAGUGUCCCGCGGCGGUGUCUAUGAAACAUUUACAGAAGUUUAUUAGGAUGAAAUUCGGUCUCACCGCUGAUCAUCGGGUGGACAUCAUCUACAAAGGCGAGGUGUUGAAAAACAACUUCAGUUUAAUAGACGUGGCCUACACUUUCAAGUGGAAAAAGGAAAAGCCGUUGAGGUUCUUCUACCGCAUCUUCACCCCGCAAAAGGUCAGGCCGAUUAAAAUCCGCCUGGAAGGGGAGCAACUUCAAGUAGUACCUGUUAAAUCCGACGCUCAACGGCCCGUCCUAAAUACCUCGAACGAUGAGAAAAUCGAAAGGCCGAAGAGCUUUUUAGACGAAUUGGAAGACCAAAAUGACCACAAGAAGAGGCUCUUCGAGCACCUCAAACUCCAGCCGAACCAAACCGAAAAGGAAACCAAGAAAGUACCUGAGAAAUCUCCGCAGAAGGACUGCGUCUUCGAAUACCAGGAGCCCGACCUGGAGGAGAUCAAGCGAUUCGCCGAGAUAAGGGACAGAGAAUGGGCAAUGCAGAAGAAACUCGACGAGGAAUCGAAGCGAAUAAACGAGGAGGAAACGUUCACGUAUCACAUCAGCAAGAAACGGAAAAAGAACAAGCAUUCGAAGAACGAGUCUAACACACACAAGAAACGCAAACUCCACGCCGAAAUCGCUUCGAACGAAGAAGACUUGAAGCUGAAGGUUAAGAUAACCAACAACGGCCACAAACACAAACACCAUAAAAGCUCUAAUCAACAACUCAACGAAAAGGAUAAGAGUAGCACGCAAGAAAUGAGUUCGAAAGAAAAGCUCCUGCAGAUGAGGCAAGUGAGACACAAGCACAUACCCAGCGACGAAAAGAAAAUUCAAACAGUUCCCAGCUUGAUACUAUCGAAAGAUGUAAAUAGAAUAAUCGAUAAACCAAGAGUGGAAGAUAAUAUUAGCAAACCACAAAACAUCUCGAAUAAGCCCGUUCAAAAUAUUGAACCAGUGAAAGUUUCGGAGGAUAUAAAAAAGCUCAAAAUCAAAGUGCCAGAACCUUCGACGAACGUCACAGAAUCCGCUGUUCUGCUUAAACAGCAAACCCAACCUACCAGUACCAGUCCAAAAAUAGGCGCUUUCCUCGAAUCCAGCAGCCCCAACAAAACGAAUUUCAUCAACGUGAAAGAAAAGGAAUGGACCAAGAAGAUAAUGCCCUCCGUGCAAUUGGAGAGAAACACGCAAACCGAAAAACAAGCGAUAAAAGUACAAAAAACUUUCCAAUCCUACGCCGACAAGUACAGGACCGAAAAAGUGCAGCAGAACAAAAUCGAAAGCGCCAAAAUGAGCAAAGAAACGCCCCAACCCAAGACUGAUAUUAACAAAAUCACGACGAACAACAACAAAUUGCUGGAGAUUAAAAUAGAGCAUCUCCGACAACGUUGCACGUUCGAGCCAAAGCAGCCGGAUAAACCUGAAAAGAAAGUCGUAUUUAACAACGCCAAAAACAAAAUCAUCCCGCAUUAUCCUCCAGGAUUCACCACCCAGUUUGGAGAUAACUUUAAUCAACCCGCCGACGAGUACUCCUAUGCAAAUAGCCCAAAAACCACCCGAAAAACCUCCAGUCAAACGACCCCCGCCUCCCACCAUCCCUCUAGAGAAAUAAAGAAAUCCGUCAACUUGAAAUCCGGCAUCAGCAUCAUCCCCAAAUUGCCCGAGAGGUGCGACAACAUCGGCGCGCUGGAUUUAUCCAACAAAUCCCCGGACUCAUCUCCGCGAAACUCCCCGAAAAUCGAGAGCACCAACGGCGUCACCAUCACCAACAGACAGCUCACCACUCUGAACCGCACGGAGAAGAACCCCGCCCUAUCGAACCUCCAAAUGCUGUCGAAAGUGGCCACCGAGCACCCGACUCUCAACAACCAGAACGUCGUGGUGGUGAACAACAAGCCGCGUCCGCAGAUGCCCAGCCUGCAGACCCUCAAGAUACCGAACCUUCCGAUGAAGACGUCCAAUUUGCAGAAGCUGCCGAAGCUGAACGAGAUCCAGAAGUUCCGGCCGCAGAUACGCAGCGUGCGUCCCAAUCAGAACCAGAACAUUCGGAACAUACCGAAUCCCAGCGCGCUGAUUCGCCAGCACCAGACGCAGAACCGGAUCACCAUCGGCACCCAGGCGGAUAGCCCGAGCAAGAGCGUCGCGACGACGGCGGCGGCGGCGCCGGCGCAGGCGCCUGUUGCCGUGAGUCCUAAGGAUAACGGCGUGAAGGCGAUGGAUAUAGCGGUGCAGGAGAAGAAGGAAAUUUCCGUUUAA